This is a messenger RNA of Doryrhamphus excisus (bluestripe pipefish), 777 nucleotides long. NCBI's taxonomy places the organism in Eukaryota, Metazoa, Chordata, Actinopteri, Syngnathiformes, Syngnathidae. The record is from RefSeq and is a predicted model, not a curated record.
ACUUUUCUAUUAUUCUUGUGUUUGUUGAUUUUAGGGUUCUGAAUUUGGACCUGUCUAUUCGAGUUUUAGUACAUUUUGAUUUUUUUUUUUACUCACUUCAAUCCAGGGUACAACAUGGCGCACACGUGCAGGCAGGUGAGCGGAAGUGUGGCGAGCUGCGCGGGUUGGGUGGGCCUCAUCGUGGCCACGGCCACCAACGACUGGGUCAGAACCUGCGACUACACCGUGGCCACCUGUGUCCGCAUGGACGAGCUGGGGUCCCGCGGCCUGUGGGCCGAGUGCGUCAUCUCUCCAGCCCUUUACCACUGCGCCGCCCUCAGCCAGACCCUUAAUCUGCCUGCUUACAUCCAGACAUCCCGCGCUUUGAUGGUGUGUGCGUGUCUUCUGGGGCUUCCCGCCAUGCUGUUGGUCCUCAUGUCCACUUCCUGUGUGCGGCUGCUGCAUGACUCCUCCACCAUUAAGCAGCGGCGGGCCCGGGUGGGCGGCAGCCUCUUACUGCUUAUGGGGGUCUGCGGCCUGGUGUCCACCGUCUGGUUCCCCGUUGGCGCUCACCAAAAUGAGGCUCUGAUGUCAUUCGGCUUCUCGCUCUACACCGGCUGGGUGGGCGUGGCACUCUGCUUCCUGGGCGGCUCGUUGGUUUUGUGUUGCCACGCCCCCACCGACCCGGGGGCCUUCAGCAGGGAGAGCAGCUUCUUCUACUCCAGACAGCGAGGGGGCGCCGUCGUAAUGGACCGUCCGGCCAACCACGCCAAGAGCGAACAUGUGUGAGGGCGCGUG